AUGUGCCUCCAUCUGCCGCCGCCACAAGAGUUCUCCCUUGAUUUGUACGACGACAGAGCCUUUAUUAGCGACGGCCUAGAUUUUGCGGUCGAUGUCGUCGACGGUGGUGAUGAUCUGAGGGAGCCCGGGGUCUCCUCGAUCGAGACGUCGGCUGUCAAGUUCACGAAAGAGGGUGGUAUCUCCAUAACUGCUUUUGUGGCAAAAUCUCUAAGAGAUCCUCGGGCCCCGACUUUUUUCCUUACCUUCGCGAAGGAGCUCCAGCGGCUUCUCCCUGUUUCAGAUACGACAGGAAAAAAAGUGAAAGAGAAGGCUCUUCUCUUGCUGCUGCUUCCUACGGCAACAUUGAAAAUUCCGUUGAAAAUUUGUGGGUGGAACUUGAGAUUUUGUUUCAGAUCUAGGGUUUCGAAUUCGGGGGUGGGACCUGACAUCCUGACGGUGCAAUAG
Striga asiatica is the source of this 444-nucleotide messenger RNA. Lineage: Eukaryota; Viridiplantae; Streptophyta; Magnoliopsida; Lamiales; Orobanchaceae. The record is from the annotation of a GenBank genome assembly.